AUGAAUGAGUCUGGUCAGAAUAACGAAGAACCGAGCGAUAGGGAGGCACAGGAGCCGGAGGAGAAGCACCUGAAGGGCUUCCGAAUGUAUUGCGUAUCCCUGGCUCUAUUGACGUCUAUUUUUCUCACCACCCUAGACGCUUCUAUCAUCUCAACGGCAGUACCGCAAAUUUCUAGUCGCUUCCACUCGACACUGGACAUUGGGUGGUAUAGCUCGGUUUACAUGAUUGCUAUAUGUGCUAUCCUGCCGAUGGCGGGGAAGUUCUACGCGCAUUUCAACCCGAAGUGUACCUUUCUUGGAUUCCUCUUUUUGUUUGAAUUGGGCUCUCUGCUUUCUGCUGUGGCAGUGUCCUCGAGGAUGUUGAUUGUGGGCCGAGCGGUCGCUGGACUUGGGAGCGCAGGGAUUUACAACGGAGCUUUGACCAUCAUGGGGAAGGGAAUGAAGCCAUCCGCUCGGGCUUGGCAGAUCGGUUUGGGAACAUCGAUGGCUACGAUCGGAUCGGUAUUUGGGCCAUUGAUCGGGGGUGGCUUGACCUCGCGGGUGUCAUGGAGGUGGUGUUUCUAUAUCAAUCUCCCGCCGGGUGGUUUGACAGCCCUAAUUCUCGUGGUAAUGAAGAUCCCAACUAGCAACGAUGAGCCAGAGCUUCCGAAAGGGCUGCGGAAAUCGCUCGCUCUCUUUGAUCCUGUCGGGUUUCUUUUAUUCUGCCCAUCAUGCAUCUUGUUUCUCCUUGCUAUCCAAUGGGGUGGGGUGAAAUAUCCAUGGAAUUCCGCUCGUGUGAUUGGCCCUCUAUGUGGAUCUGCAGUAGGAUUUAUUCUCUUUGUGGUACAGGAGGCGCGUCACGGUGACAAAGCCAUGAUAGCACCCAAGAUGGCUCGAAAUUCCGUUGUCUUUUUCGGAUUCUGGACAGUCUUGUUUCAAUUCGGAUCACUUAUGGUGAUCACGUAUUAUCUGCCGCUGUGGUUCCAGGUUGUCAAAGGCGCCAGUCCGAUCCGAAGUGGUGUAAUGCUGUUGCCCACCAUCAUCGCUCAGACACUGUUCACAGUGGUUGCAGGCGCUAUUGUAUCCAAGAGUGGGUACUGCGCACCCCCAGCACUAACCGGAUGCGCAUUGACCGUCAUUGGCGCAGGUCUAAUGACAACCUUCGUUCCUUCUACCCGGUCAGGGAAGUGGAUUGGUUAUCAGAUCCUCAUUGGUGCUGGCCGAGGCUUAUCAAUUCAAGUGCCUAUCAUCGCUACACAAGCUGUACUUCCGCGUCAGCUGAUCUCUUCGGGAACUUCCAUUAUUCUAUUCGGGCAGUUCUUCGGAGGUGCAGUUUUUACAGCAUCAGCGCAAACAAUCUUUACAAACCGACUCUAUGAUUCCUUGCUGGAGUACCUCCCAGAUCCCAAGACCGUGAAGGAUGUUGUUCAGGCGGGGGCAAUUCCAUCGAGCUUUGCGCAGCUUGUCCCGGCGACAGACUACGCUGAUGUCAUUCAAGCAUAUAAUCAUGCAUUGACACAGACCUGGUACCUGGGAGUUGGACUCGCCGGAGUGGCAUUCUUCAUCUGCUUCGGAUUAGGAUGGACCCAUAUCGACAACAAAAAACCAAAGGAAACAGCAACAAGCCCAGCAGUCCACCACAACGCGGAAGGGGAAAAGCACAUUUGAGGUAUUAUUUGUGAUGCUACUCUAUGUCAACAUUACUUGACUGAGGUAUCUUCUCCGUUUAAUCUCAGACGCAAAGGCUUCUCGAGUGACGCGACUGCCGUCAGCAUAGGCGUAAUCGAUAGAGCAAUCCCAAUACCAACAGGACAACAUCUGUGCUGCACACUGUUCGAAACCGUUCUAAUGAAAGAUUGUGCUGAGCUAUUUAGUCGGUUUAGAAGGUGGCCGAAAAUGCUCGCCUGCGCCACAUCCCGUAGCUCGGCGGCGGUCAGUGGACUGGUACACGGAACCUCAGGUAGAGAAGCACCAGUGGAAUAGCUUGAUUCCGGGCUAUCCUUAUCGACAAGACCAUCAUGGUAGCUCGGAAUGUUGGUUGAUGAAACCAUGCCCAUGUAUGCAUGGAGGAGAC
This is a messenger RNA of Aspergillus pseudotamarii, 2053 nucleotides long. RefSeq names its product MDR family MFS transporter. The transcript has 9 exons. Bases 1 to 1647 code for a protein of 548 amino acids. Gene Ontology annotation, biological process: transmembrane transport. Gene Ontology annotation, molecular function: transmembrane transporter activity. The record is from RefSeq and is a predicted model, not a curated record. NCBI's taxonomy places the organism in Eukaryota, Fungi, Ascomycota, Eurotiomycetes, Eurotiales, Aspergillaceae.